AUGAGGAGUACUACCAGUGUUGAUGAUUUAUAUCCAUAUGACCCUCAGAUAGAGAGAUCAUUACAUGCUGCUAGUAGAGUUCGUAGGUUGACUUACAGUAGCGAUGUCCCUGAGCAUACCUUGGAGUCUGAGUCUGUUGUGUCUAAGUCUAUUUGUUCGAGUCCUUCACAUAGUGUAUAUUCAGUUGGUAAUUUAUUUGAUUCUAAAGUUAUGGAUAAUAGAACACUUAAGCAAUUGGUUGCCCCUGAUAUUAACAAUGAACAGCCCUUAUGUAUUCGUUAUCCUGACCUUGAUGUACCUUUUGAGCUCAAAUCUGAACUGAUUCAUUUGCUGCCCAAAUUUCAUGGUUUUGCAGGUGAGAACACCCAUAAGCAUCUCAAGGAGUUCCAAGUGGUAUGCAAUACCAUGAGGCCACAAGGAGUUGAUGUAGAGCAAAUCAAGCUGCGGGCUUUUCCAUUUUCCUUGGAUAGUGGAGCCAAGGAUUGGCUGUACUACCUGCCACCCUCAUCCAUUGCAAGCUGGGUUAACAUGUCUAGAUUAUUCCUUGAGAAGUAUUUUCCUUCAUCAAGGGCCACUCUGCUUAUUGUUUACUUCUAUGAAGGAUUGCUGCACGUGGAUAGGAACCUGAUUAAUGCUGCCAGUGGAGGAGUUCUUGUUGACAAAACACCUGAUAUAGCUAAGGCGUUGAUCUCAAAUAUGGCUGCAAAUGCUCAACAGUUUGGAACGAGAGCCAAUAGCAAUGUUGUGUACCAGGUGCAAGCGACUUCGACCCAGCCGACAGCAGUUGCAUCAAGUACUGACAAUCAGAGAAUUGAAAAUAAACUUAAUGAAUUAGCAACCAUGGUGAGACAGUUGGCAGUUACCCAGACAGUCCAAACUUCUGCUCCACAAUUCGGUAAUCCAUGUGGCAUAUGCGGUGACCCUUCUCACCCCACUGAUGGUUGUCCUUCUCUGCAAGAGGGCACCAUUCCUGCAGACCCGUCAGUAUCUGCAGUCUUUUUUGGGAAACCACAGUUCCAGCAGCAGAAUAAUCCAUUCUCCAACACAUACAAUCAUGGCUGGAAGAAUCAUCUCAACCUCAGAUGGAACCAGAAUCAGCAAAAUGUUUCAUAUCAACAGAAUCAGCACAAUGUUCCAUAUCAGCAGAAAUAUCAAUUCAUUCCACAACAGAGACAAAACUUCUAG
Molecule: messenger RNA, 1185 nt
Organism: Gastrolobium bilobum
Lineage: Eukaryota; Viridiplantae; Streptophyta; Magnoliopsida; Fabales; Fabaceae
Exons: 3
Coding region: 1-1185 (394 amino acids)
Source: RefSeq, a predicted model, not a curated record